AUGGCCGCGAUGUUCAACAACAGUGAGUUUCGGGGCAGAAAUCGUAACAUCCUCAAACUUAUAUGGCAAUGUGCACCUUCUCAAGCGCAAGAAUUCAAGAUAGGACCUAUUGAUUGGCUCUCAGCUCUUACCUUCCUGCUUUUGCAUUCUUUAUAA
This is a messenger RNA of Prunus armeniaca (apricot), 156 nucleotides long. The record is from the annotation of a GenBank genome assembly. Lineage: Eukaryota; Viridiplantae; Streptophyta; Magnoliopsida; Rosales; Rosaceae.